CCAGUUGCUCUCAUAUAUAAAAUGGGCUCUGUGCGCUUUACUAGUAAAUAAAAAUAUACUCCACUUCCCUAAACUACUUUAACAAAAUAGUUGCUAGCUUUUAUAAAAAGAAGAAAAAGAAAUCAACUUUCUCAUGGAUCAUGGAGAAAAUUCUCACAGUUAUUCUAGACCUGCAGUCUGGGCCUCAUUUCAUAGGUUCGUUAUGGUUGUGCUUCAAGUCUUGCGUUUACUCAAGUCAAUGAGGCGGCUAUGCAUUGAUCCAGCUGCUGCAAAAUUUGAACCGGAAACUGACGAGAUCUCUACCAGCUGCCCAAGGAAAAAGCAGGAAAACUUCAAUUCUUGUGAUGAUCACUGUGAGUCGCGGCGUUUAAAAUUGAAGUUUUCAAACAACAUAAAUGGUCCAAUUUAUACUGGGCGACCCGUUGGGGGAGAUCCGGGCAGCACCUUAAAUUUAGAUUUAGUAGAUUGCCGUACUGAGAAUCUUGUUAAAUAUGGGUCUGAAGCAUCGUUAAAGGUGGAAAUAGUUGCCCUAGAGAAGGAAGCAUUCAGAAAAGCUACAAGUUGGCCUGAUGGGAAAUCACUGAUUCGCGGAGAUCCUCAUGUCAACUUGAAAGAUGGCAGUGUUUCUGUAAGUCAUAUUUCAUUCAAACAUACUAGAGUACCUAUGAAAAAACGUGAGCUGAGACUAGGUGCAAGAGCGGUUUAUCCCUGCGAUAUUGGAGCUCGAAUUAUGGAAGCAGUCACUGAAUCAUUUUUUGUGAUUGAUCGUCGUUCCAUACCCAAGAGCAAGAGGCCCCUAAAACUUGAUGAUCAAGUAUGGAACCUGCAAACGAUUGGCAAAGGCGGUGCUUUCCAUGAUCGUUUGUUGAAGGAAAACAUUAAAACUGUCAGGGACUUCUUAACUCACUACUUUUUGAACCGUGAAAAGCUUCUCAAAAUCCUUGGCAGGCAUAUGCAAGUUAAGAAAUUGGAUGCAGCAGUAAAUCUGGCAAAGAGUAAGCUGGACUUGAAAAGAUACAUGUAUCCUUCUGCCCAUCUCCACGAAAAUCCCCAAGUGGUAUUUACCGAUGUGGGAGAAUUGAUUGGAGUAUUCCACCAAAAGGGUCAGUUCGUGUCUGUCGAACGCCUCACUCAAACUCAAAAGGCUUCUGGAAUGGAAGUGGUAAAAAGAGCAUUCCAUGAUGGGCACCAGAAUUUCAAGGCUUUAUUGGAUGAUGAUAGUUUUAAAAUGCUUUGCUCUUGUAGUUCACCAAAUAAAGCGAUUGAUCUUGAUGGCUCUAAUGGAUUCUCUUCCGAAGCUUAUAAUAUUCCAACCGACGCAAAGCAGCUGCAGCCAGUGCCUAAUGAUGCUAAUUACAUGCCAAGCACAAGUUCAGUAGUAAAUAAUUAUUGUGAUUAUACAAACCAAGUCAAUAGCUUUGAUUCAGAUGAUAACGACUUCAACUACCAAGCUCUUCCUGCAAAUAUUUGGGAUUAUAUUUAGAUCACUAAUUGUUUCAUUUUGGUUAAUCUGUUCUAUAGCUUUUUCUUUUUCUUUUCUUUUUUUUGUGUGUGGGGUGGGGGUUCAGUGAAAAUUACAUAAUUAUAGUAGGCUUGAAGAUGUCUGAAUGUGUUAUUGUACAUGUAACUCUCUGUCAUUUUAUAUUUUACAUAUAUAAAUUCUAAAAGGUUAAAUUAUUUGUUUAA
This is a messenger RNA of Capsicum annuum, 1686 nucleotides long. Its product is annotated as calmodulin-binding protein 60 A. Gene Ontology annotation, molecular function: calmodulin binding; sequence-specific DNA binding; DNA-binding transcription factor activity. Gene Ontology annotation, biological process: regulation of salicylic acid biosynthetic process. The record is from RefSeq and is a predicted model, not a curated record. Bases 134 to 1483 code for a protein of 449 amino acids. Gene Ontology annotation, cellular component: nucleus. The transcript is spliced from 7 exons. NCBI's taxonomy places the organism in Eukaryota, Viridiplantae, Streptophyta, Magnoliopsida, Solanales, Solanaceae.